Molecule: messenger RNA, 5965 nt
Organism: Filobasidium floriforme
Lineage: Eukaryota; Fungi; Basidiomycota; Tremellomycetes; Filobasidiales; Filobasidiaceae
Exons: 19
Coding region: 117-5858 (1913 amino acids)
Biological process (GO): error-prone translesion synthesis; double-strand break repair via homologous recombination
Cellular component (GO): zeta DNA polymerase complex; nucleus
Molecular function (GO): nucleotide binding; DNA-directed DNA polymerase activity; DNA binding
Source: RefSeq, a predicted model, not a curated record
ACUACCGACUAUUGAACAGCCGAGGGAGAGCUAGUCUAGGCCAGCCUCGCAUACUCACGGUAGUAGGGCCUUCCCUGCCCCUCUGUUCGGUUUCCACGUAAUCCUACGAUGCAACCAUGGGCACAGACGACUCGUCGCAACAGGAUCCCGAGGCGAUCAAGGCCUACAUGCGGAUCAAGCUCAACGACAUCUCGGUCGCCAUGGCUCAUCCAGUCUCUUCCUUGAGCCACGUCUACCAACCCCCCACUCCGAGCGCGGCGACGUCUUUCCCCACCGGCACCUUGCCUACCAAAGUCCCCGUGGUCAGGAUCUUUGGGACGACGCCGAGGAACCAGAGCGUAUGUCUGAACGUUCAUGGGAUAUGGCCCUACUUUUUCGUAGAGUAUCCACCGGGGAGGAGCUUGGCACCGGAAUCGGUUCAUCGGUAUACGCAUCGUCUGGCCAUCGCAUUGAACAGCGCGCUUUGCCAGUCGUUGAGGCAAGAUCCGUAUGCCGCCAACUCGAAAGCUGGGGGUGUCAAUACGUCGACCCUGCAUGUAUCCUCGGUACUGCUCUGUAAAGGUAUCCCGUUCUACGGAUACCACGUCGGAUAUUCGUACUUCCUCCGGAUCUCGCUCGUCACCCCGUCACACAUCUACCGGGCGGUCAACUUGCUGGAAGGAGGGAGCGUGAUGAAGAACAAGUUUGCCGUGUACGAAUCCCACUUGGCCACCAAGCUGCAGUUCAUGGUGGAUUUUGAUCUUUAUGGGUGUGGAUGGGUGGAUGUCGAAAGGGCCAUGUUCAGGCAACCUCUACCUCCUGGCGACCCGUACAGCGCGGACCGGGAAGGGAUCUACGACGACCUCACAGUAGAUCCCUCUAUGUUGCACCCAGCUACAGUCGGCAAAGACACCUGGUCCCAGUUGGAGAUCGACAUCGUCCCCUGGCAGAUCCUGAACCGCCGUCGUCUUCGCCCUCGGUACUUACAUGACUCGCUCAAAGAACUCCUCUUUCCAGAAAUGUUCGACCCGGAGGAGAAAUACGUACGCUCGGUCAGGGAGUUGUGGAAGGAAGAAUCGAGACGGAGGGUGGAGAUGAAUCUGCCAGCUGAGGAGGGGAUGGUUCCCGCUACGGAUGAGAGGAUACAGAGGUCCGUCCCUAGUCAGGGGGAUGUCGGGUUCAAGGGCGGGGUAUGGGACAGUACGGAGAUGUGGGAGCAAAAGCUGGACGAGAGGAUCAGGGCCGAGGAUGGGGAGAGGAAGAGGAAUUGGGAGUUGAGGAAUAUUGGGAGACCUUUGCCGGCUGCUCUCGAUCCGACCGCCGCUGGUAUCUGGGACAAGUGGAUUCCGACGACGUUCCAGGUGGUAGAGACCGGAUGGCCAAGGGAGAUGACGAGUUCACGUCGCACGCGGAGCCGAGGAAAGGGCGCUACCCAGUCGUCACCCCUGAAGGCCCGCGAUCCUACUCAGAGGCCGACGUUGUACGAAGAUGAAGACGAGGAAGAGCAGGCAGACGACGUCGAUCUCGAUGAGGAAAACCCGUUCACUCAGCUAGCGGCUUCGCAGAAGCUGCCUGCCGUAAAACACGCCGAGCAGGAAGAGGCGGAAGUCGAGGAAGAGGUCGAUGAUCUGGAUGAGGACACUGUCGAGCUGAUCGGGACGCAGUCGGCCAAGAAGUGGCACGAAUCAGAAGAACGGGUGGAAGCCGAGAUGCAAGGGUUUCGAGAGAUGAUGGACGUCACUCCGUCUAAACCGGGGUCUCGCCAGGUGGAAGCCGACCCAGAUCUGGGUGACCAGGAAGAGAUGCUGGACGACGAUUUCGUAGGGCAUCUAACGCAGAUGCAGAGUCGCAGAAAGACGCAGGCGAAUGUUCUGGAUUCACCGGCCACCGCUUCUCGGAGAAUUAGGGGAGAAGCUAUCACACCUGAACCAGAGUCGCCUACCAGAAAGGGAAAUAACCCAUACUACGUCGACUCGCUCCCAUCAACCCCGAGUUCGAGUCGGCAUUCGACGCCGAGAAAGAACCUGUUCGGUCGUCAGCGUAUAGCCACGCCAUCUCCGCCUCGUCAGCCGUUCGCCAUGGGCCCGAAAAGGACGCCCGGGAUCUCGUUGUCCGGGCCGUCACCUUUCAAAUCGCCAUCCAAGCCUGUCACGCCCUCCAGACUUCGAUUCGUUUCUACGGGACAGCCCUUGACGGUGGAUGAGGAAGAUGACGUCUUUAUCGCAUCGACUGCCAGAGACAAGCUCGUGGCUGCAGUACGGUUUGGGGAAGCUGCCGUUCCUGAAGUCGAGAGCAAGUCUAAUAACGGCAGUGCGAAAGACCGUCAAAACUCGGACAUGCAAGGCGAUUUGAACGGAGAAGAUGAGGAGGUUGCACCUCUGGCUCAGGUACCACGCCGAUCGCCUUCGAUGUCUCCUCCAGCCUCCUUACCUCGGCCUUCGCUGAUCUCGCCUGCCUUGACCCCGCGUGCGACCCCUCGAAAACAUCCAGCAACGUCGAUUCUGAAGCGGCCGAGGCGCGAAGUCAGCGAUGACGAAGACGGAAUGUCUCAGCUGGAACCUACAUACAAAGCUACUCAAGCGAAACGAGCCCGAUUUGCAGCCGAGAGCUCGUCGGAAGAGGAAGGUAUGAUGGAACCGACUUAUGUGUCUCAGUCGGCUACCCGCUCUGCGACAGGCAAUUUGAUCCCGGGAACCGGUCAGAGUCUGCGGUUGACCCGUCCCAUCCAGAGCUCAACACAACGAUCAGAUUUGGAGAUGCAGGAUAGCGGAGUUGCGUUGGAUGGAAGCCAAACCUCGGUUUCUGCCUCCACCGAGUCACACGAGUCGAGCGAAUUGUUGGCUACCAACACCUUCUGCUAUGCGCCGCAGCCUCCCUCGCGGUCGCAUGUCGAAGCCACUAUUCGCUCUUUUGGCGAAGUCGACAUUAUAUACCAAAAACCAUUCUUCUCUGCGCCUCAAGACCUGCCUUCGACCAAGUCCACAUAUGGUACACGCACUUUUCAGUUGCGUACCAACGGUAUCGAAACCCUGUCGACCUUUUCUUUCGGAAGGGAGACGAGCCGCCCGCAGUUGCGUCAUCUCUCCUAUAAGAAGUCUGAGGUCCGGGGGAUCGAGACCUGGAUGUACAGAGCGGUACCACCUUCGAGAUCUGACACGGCGCGCUGGCUUGCGGAAGAGGAACAACUGCGACUGAAUGACGCAAGUCACGAUACACGACAAAAGCUCGCGUCUCAGCUGGGCGAACCGACACAACUCAAAUUCCGUUACAGCGACAGGAAGAAGGGAAGCAAUGCCCAACGAGAGUUGCAGAGCCUUACAUGUCUUACCUUGGACGUCUUCGCGCCUUCCCGCGGGCGACUAUUGCCUGAUCCGAAACAGGAUCCGAUAGCCGCCGUAUUUUACUGUCUGCAGGACUCCAAGGCGACCCUCAAUCAACCCAUCUCAGAGCACGGCUACUACACGGGAAUCUGGAUGGUUGAAAGCGAGAAGAACAAGUUCUCGCGAUUAGGCAAUCUACACGGCCUGUUUAUCGAAUACUUCGAGUCGGAACUCGACCUAUUCAACGAAAUCGUCGAUCGCGUACGGAGCUGGGAUCCCGAUGUACUAGCCGGUUGGGAGGUUCACGGUUCGUCCUGGGGCUAUCUCGCUGGGCGAGCGUCGGAAGAGUUCGGUAUGAACUUGUCGGACGAGUUCUCCCGUGUCAGAGCUUCUACAUCGGCAGGAGGCCAUUCAAGCUGGAAUGUCACACAGAACUCUGCUUUCAAGGUUGUCGGGCGACAUGUUUUCAACAUCUGGCGUAUCAUGCGAGGAGACCUCAAUCUUCUAGGCUAUACUUUCGAGAACGUCGCAUACCACCUUCUCAAACAACGCUUUCCUCGUUACUCGACGUCUAGCCUGACUUCCUGGUACAACAGCCAGUAUCCAACCCAUGUCAUCAAGGUCCUUCAGUACUAUGUGAACAAAACCAGCAUGUACAUGGAAAUGAUGGAUGCAGCGGAAAUAUGCACAAAGAACGCCGAGUUCACUCGCGUUUUCGGCGUCGACUUCAACUCUGCGAUGACUCGAGGAUCCCAGUUCAAAGUGGAAUCAUUCAUGUUUAGGAUAGCGAAACCGGAGGGUUUUGUUUUGAUAUCGCCGUCACGAGAAGCUGUUGGGAAACAAAACGCCGCCGAAUGUCAGCCUCUAAUACAAGAACCGCCAUCGGCGUUCUACGAAGAUCCUGUCCUAGUCUUGGAUUUUCAAUCGCUAUACCCUUCGAUCAUGAUAGGGUACAACUACUGUUAUUCGACGUGUCUCGGACGAGUCGAUCCUUUCCGUGGAACAUAUAAGCUCGGCUGGAGCGCUCAGCACAUCCCAGAGGGUCAAAUCGCGCUGCUGAAGGACCAUAUCACGAUCUCACCAAACGGCCGGAUAUACGCCAAGCAAAGCCUCCGUAAAAGCUUGUUGGCGAAAAUGUUGAGGGAAAUUCUCGAUACGCGUGUCAUGGUGAAACAAGGCAUGAAGACAUCAAAGGGAAACAAAUCUCUACUUCAGGUGUUGAAUGCCAGGCAACUCGGUUUGAAACUGAUGGCGAACGUAACGUAUGGAUAUACGGGAGCCAGUUUCUCCGGUCGCAUGCCCUGUGUCGAGAUUGCGGACGACAUCGUCCAGACUGGUCGAGAGACCUUGGAAAAGGCGAUCCAGUUUAUCGAAUCGCAACAUCAUUGGGGAGCGAGGGUCAUCUAUGGUGACACUGACUCACUAUUCGUACUGCUCGAAGGUCGGACGAUUCCUCAAGCUUUUCAAAUCGGAAACGAGAUGGCAGAGCAGAUCACCGCUCGCAACCCACGGCCCAUCAAGCUCAAGUUUGAGAAGGUAUAUACCAAAUGCGUACUCGAGGCCAAGAAGCGCUACGUCGGUUUCAAGAUGGAAUCGAUCGAUGAGACGCCCUCUUUCGAUGCAAAAGGUAUCGAGACCGUCCGCCGAGAUGGCUGCCCUGCCGCUCAGAAGAUGCUGGAAAACGUCCUCAAACUGCUAUUCCGCAAGGCAGACUUGUCAGAGAUUAAGAGGUAUUGCAUCGACGAAUGGACCAAGAUCCUCCAAGGCAAGAUCUCGUUUCAAGACCUUAUCAUCUCGAAAGAGGUCAAGCUGGGCAGUUAUAGCGAGAACGGACUACCUCCACCCGGGGCGGUCAUUGCGGGCAGACGACUGGCAGAGGAUCCUAUGGACGAGGCAGAGUAUGGGGAGAGAGUGCCGUUCAUCAUUACCAAGCAUGGGGCUUCGGAUAGGUUGGUACACAAGGCGAGGGCGCCAGAGGACCUCUUGAACGAUAGGAACAUUCUGCCCGACACCGAAUACUACAUCACCCGUCAGAUUAUUCCCCCGAUCAACCGGGUCUUGAAACUGGUCGGCGUGGACGCGGCGGUGUGGUACGCGCAGAUGCCUCGAAGACACCUGGUCUACGAUCGAUUCAGGGUCAAGGAUGGCAAGGGUAAGAUGGGCAAGACGCUAGAUGCGACGUGGAGGACGGCGCAUUGUUUGGUUUGCGGAGUGAGGUGUGGGAAGGAUCAAGAGGUGUGUGACGAAUGCAAGUCCCCAGCCAACCUGGCCUCUAGCUUGCACGCGCUCUCGAGCCGGUACCACCUCUCGACGUCCCGGUUACUCUCGAUACAACGUGCCUGUGCUUCGUGCGCAUCGACGGCAGUAUCAGAACACGUCAAGUGCGAAUCGGUCGAUUGCCCCGUACUAUACGCUCGGGUCAAGGCGGGGAACGAGGUUCAGGAUACGGAAGGAUUGGUAGGCGUGAUCAACAAGUUGGACAAGGAGGAACGAAAGGGGUGGAAGGGAGAAGAGAUUGGGCCCGAGGUGAUCUCGCUGUUGGACUCGGAUGACGAGUGAGCGAGUGAGAAUGGUUGUAAGUCGAUUGAAUGAUCGAAUGUCGAUCUCAGUUGUAUGUCGAAUUGUUAUCGCCGACGCUGCGCUAGUGCGCUUUGGAAAGGGGGGCG